AUGCGCGAAACGCGAAACAUUACGGUUCUGUCGUACCCACAGGCCGAGGCAGAUCUUCCUGACCGGAUGGCAGUGUACCCAGAGCCAAGUGAAGCGUUCAGUGAACCAGAGGCAGCAUACCCGGAGUCCGGGAUAGGGUAUGCCGAGCCAGAGGUGUGGCCGGAACCAGCCCCAGAUUGGCCUAGUGCCCUCCAGGAGUUUGACCAGCUUUGGUACAUCCACGUUUUUCUCUUCGGUGCCUGUUUUACUUUGAUUGCAGUCAAUGAAAUCAUCUCAUUGGCCUCGCGAUGCAGAUUUAUAGUUUCUACAGAGCGGCGCAGAUUAAACAUUAUGAGUUUAACUCUAAAUGCCUUACUUGUGGUCUUCGGGUUAUCCCGCUCAGUGGCGCUGUACACCGAUCCUUAUGGAGCUUAUGCCAUGAUGCCUUUCGCUGCAGUGCGUCUCUUGUGGAGCGUGGGGUAUCCUUGCCUGACCGCUGCGUUUACCUUGGUCCUUAUGGUGCUCUUAGAGACGACAAAAAAGACGGCCACGACGUCCCCGGCGUUCCGAAAACCAAGCGUCAUCCUCUCCUUCAUCGGCGCCCACUUCGUACUUGUGAUCUGCUCGGACGUGAUAGUUUACUACACGGUAUCGGCCAGAGUGCUUCUCUUGAUUUGUCAAAUAAUAUACUGCACCUGGGGCCUCCUUCUAGCUGUAGGGUAUGCACACGCAGCUAUGAAAAUACGGAAGAAUCUUUCAGCUAGCAUGGAUCCUUCUUCGGGCGCCUCCAAUAAAACCAGCGUUACAUGGCUGACCCAGCUGUUGGUCACCGCGUCCGUGACUGCUCUUGCGCUCUUUACGGUGCAUUUAUACGGGGCCUUUGGAGUGUUCGGCGUCUAUAGCGAAGUCUCUCACGUCCAGAACUGGCCAUGGUGGGUGUUUCAGACGUUAAUGCGUGGCAUAGAGGUCACCAUCUGCUUAAUCGUCAUUCUCAUAGCCUCAAAAACACCGUCCUCAACGGGUUUUGCUGUCGUCUUUCGCACCGUGAUCCAGGUCAGAAAAAAAUGCCGCUUAAAGAACGCAGUGAUUCCCAUGGAAGAUACAACGCAUCCGACCAAUAUUGCUAUGAAUACACAGGUCUCUGAAACCUAGAUUUCUAUACAAUUUUAGACGAAGAAAACCAGGGUGGCUAGCUUUAAAGUUCUCGUAGAGAUUUUUCCUAUUUAUUUCAUGCUAUUGAUUGUAGAGAAAUGCCCAAGAACAACGGCACUUCAUUAUCAAACAGAUUUGGAUUCGUCAAAAUCUUAAACGGCAAUGAAAAUAACACAAACGGACAUACAUGGGAACUUAUAUGCGAAAUUAAUGUAAGUUGUGAUAUGUGCAAUCACUUAUUAAUGACAGACUGGUCUAGCAAUUACUGCCACUAAACAAAUAAAAUUAAUUUUUAUGACGAACAUCAGAGCACGGGAUUAAUUGCCUGGGGCACGGUACUAUAAAUGUAUAUAACAAAAUAUCACCCGG
Lingula anatina is the source of this 1500-nucleotide messenger RNA. RefSeq lists its product as uncharacterized. NCBI's taxonomy places the organism in Eukaryota, Metazoa, Brachiopoda, Lingulata, Lingulida, Lingulidae. The record is from RefSeq and is a predicted model, not a curated record.